Molecule: messenger RNA, 2287 nt
Organism: Cuculus canorus (common cuckoo)
Lineage: Eukaryota; Metazoa; Chordata; Aves; Cuculiformes; Cuculidae
Gene: NALF1
Product: NALCN channel auxiliary factor 1
Exons: 2
Coding region: 1-1014 (337 amino acids)
Biological process (GO): calcium ion import across plasma membrane
Cellular component (GO): plasma membrane
Molecular function (GO): stretch-activated, monoatomic cation-selective, calcium channel activity
Source: RefSeq, a predicted model, not a curated record
AUGACCAGGGGCGCUUGGAUGUGCAGUCGGCAGUGUGAUGACGGCUUAAAAAUCUGGUUCGCACCCCGAGAGAACGAAAAACCCUUCACGGAUUCAGAGAGGGCUCAGAAAUGGCGACUGUCCCUGGCAUCGCUCUUGUUUUUCACCGUCCUGCUCUCUGAUCACUUGUGGUUCUGCGCCGAGGCCAAAUUUACGGGGACUGGAGAGAAGGAGCAGCCGCCGCCCGAGCAGCCGGAGCCCGCGGAGCCGGAGCUGCCAGCGGGGAUGGGGGACCCGGCGCCCCCCGCCACCCGGCUCCUCGCACCCGCCUCGCCCUCCCCUGGCACGGAGCCCCUGGGCAACUCCACCGGCAGCCCCCCGGAGACCUGCCCCCCUUUGGGAUCCUCGUCCGGGCAGUGCUUCAGCGUGGGGGACGCGGAGGCGGUGUGCGAGCGGCGGGGGAUGCCGGGGAGGCGGCGGGGAGCGGGGCAGAGCCCGGCGCCCGCCUGGGACCUGACGGAUUUUUACCUUUCCUUUUGUAAUUCUUACACACUUUGGGAGUUGUUCGCCGGGUUGUCCAAUCCGGACACUUUGAACUGCAGUCUGGAUGCGGUGCUGAGGGGGGAAGGCUCCUGCAGCCAGUGCGUCCAGGCUUACCAGCGCUACGACCAGCACGCUCAGGAGAAAUACGAAGAGUUUGAGGUUAUGCUCCAGAAAUACUUACAGUCGGAUGAGUACUCGGUGAAAUCGUGUCCCGAGGAUUGUAAGGGCUCUUCAUCUGCCGAUUCUGUAUCUGUCAGCAGACAUUCUCCCGUAAGCCACAGUCGCAUGCUGUCACUAGAGAGUCGCUGGACAUUAAGGCUGCUUGAGCAGUUUGAAAGAAAAGGCAUGAGGCGACAGCUGUUCUUUGUAAAGUUCAGUAAAGCAGAGACAGCCUUGAAGCAGAAAACUCUGUUUGAUCUCAAGUGUUUGCCCCUCUUCGGCAUCCACCCAGUUUAUCUCAAGCACAGGUGUAUGUUACUUCCAAUUGUUUGAGACAAGCAGGUAUUAUACAUAGAUGCUUAGAGGAUAUACACAAAGGAGAACAUGCCCAGUCUGCAAUAACGGACUUGAACUGUUGAGAAAAAGACAUAGAAGUUCAACUUGCAGAGCAGAGGAAAAGCCAGUUCUGAAGCCUGGAGCAAGAAUGUGACUUUCUUCUGUGUUAUACUCACAUCUUCUUAUCAAAAUUUAUCUCUGCAAGGAAAUGCUCAGAGAAUAUCGGUGAGAAGAAAGCUCCUGGAUGAAAAUGUCAGGUCAGUGAAGAAACAGUCAAACCCAAUGAAUUAUCUUUCAAAUUAACUUAAUGGUUUUGCCUAUGAAUUUUGUUGGUCAGUGGGUUUAGCUAGUUUGGAAAAAGGCAAUUUUGAUCUCAGAACAGCUUGCAUGUUUCAAGGGGAGUUAUCUUCUCUAUUGACCAAUUCUAUGAGAACUGCUGCACUUAUGGUUCAUAGCCAACUCCUUUAAAAAAAAAGGAAGUAGCAAGGAACUCGUGAUCAUGAUCUAUGUAAUUUUGCACAUUUUAUUCUGAUUAUUCUUUUGUAAUGUUAUUUCAAAAAGCAAAAUAAAAGUUUUCUUUUAAUUAUGACUUCUAUGAGUUUUUUUUUUAUCUAUUGAAAAAAAACAGUUGAAUAAAAUAUCAUUUCCUAUUCUUUUAGUAAUUGAAAGUUUUCACUUAGCUGCUCUUUUUUCAUGUUUGUCUUUCCUCCUGUCGUAAGCUGUCCUGACAGGAAAUAGUCUGUUUUAGCCACAAUAAAUAUCAAACAGUACAUAAAAAGCAACACUCACAGGCUAAACCAUCAUGAAUUUAUUGGGAAAGUAUGUAUAUCGUGGAGGUGAUUAAUUGUAUAGGCAAUAUGUACAUAAAUAUACUUGUAUGCAAAAAGAGAGAUAUUGAGAGAGAGGAAGUGAGAAAUUUUGCCUGUUGACAUGUAAGAAGUAAGAGGCAAGCAGGAAGGAAGAUUCAAGUGGGUCUUUCAGCAUCUUAGUUAAACUAUUGUGUUCAAACCUCUAGCCUAGUGAUAAGGCCUUAUAAAGAAAAAUGUUACAUGGCAGAGUCUCAUUUCCAAGCUGCUUACUAGAAUCAACCAUAAAUAUGGUAUUUGAUUUAGCCAAUCUCAUUUGUGCUGUGUGACAGGAUGGUUACAUAGAGAAAACAGUGAAGUGCACAUUUUUUUGUUUAUCCUCUUUGUACUAGUGUUAGAAAACCUAGGAAAUGUGCUUUUCAUGACAAUAAAAAGGUAAACAAAAUAGCAGUACUACUUCCAAA